Molecule: messenger RNA, 1875 nt
Organism: Syngnathoides biaculeatus (alligator pipefish)
Lineage: Eukaryota; Metazoa; Chordata; Actinopteri; Syngnathiformes; Syngnathidae
Gene: ldlrap1b
Product: low density lipoprotein receptor adaptor protein 1b
Exons: 10
Coding region: 189-1061 (290 amino acids)
Cellular component (GO): early endosome
Source: RefSeq, a predicted model, not a curated record
CAAACGUGACACCGCCCAGGGGGCGGGGCAUCUUGAUCCGCCCGCCGUGGCGUGGAUUGAACAACCCGUAGGGAAAGGACGAAAACAGAUGCGAAAAGUUCAGCGGGACUGCUGUUUUGAAACAGGCGGGCCGUUUCGACACGCACUACACGGCUUCACCGGGGUUUGCCCCACUUUGACACCGCGGAAUGGACGUUUUGAAAUCCGCCGGAAGGGCGAUAAUUCGAAGUCCCAGCAUCGCGAAACAAUCAUGGGGAGGCGGCAGACAUAAAAAGCUUCCAGAGAACUGGACAGACACGAGGGAGACCCUUCAGGAGGGCAUGGUAUUCCAGCUCAAGUAUCUGGGGGUCACAAUGGUUGAGCAGCCUAAAGGAGAAGAGCUGUCAGCAGCUGCUGUCAAGAGAAUAGUAGCCACAGCCAAAGCCAGUGGAAAAAAGCUCCAGAAAGUCACAUUAACAGUCUCCCCCCGUGGAAUCAUCCUUUACGACAGUGCCUCCAACCAGCUGAUAGAAAACAUUUCCAUUUACAGAAUAUCCUAUUGUACAGCGGAUAAAAUGCAUGACAAAGUGUUUGCUUACAUCGUCCAGAGCCAACACAAUGAGGCACUCGAGUGUCAUGCCUUCCUCUGCACAAAAAGAAAAGUGGCACAGGCAGUAACCCUAACAGUAGCCCAGGCUUUCAGAGUGGCAUUUGAAUUCUGGCAGGCUGCCAAGGAAGAAAAGGAAAAGCGAGAGAAGUCUGGUUCAGAUGGUGAAGGAGUCAACAGCUCCCAGUCAGACAGCUCAGCGAGCCUUGGCAGCCUGAAGGAAGGAGAUGUAGCUACAACAAAACUCCUAGAUUUGGCUGAAGGGGCCAAUGUUACGUUGGUCAGCUCAGGAACAAUACCAAUGGAUUUGAAUUCCUUUACAGUACAUAAGCAUGCAUCUGAGAACAACAAUACAGUAUGGGAGCUUGAGGAUGGUCUGGAUGAGGCCUUUUCAAGCCGCAGUCUGGAUAGCUUUGAAUCCUGCUCAGACUCGCUGAGUCUCGCACUAACCCCCAGGUCCUGGACAUUGGGGUAAACCCUCAGGAUUUCACCACUGAUGAGUGCCUGUCCCCAGGCAAAUGGGACCAGGAAGACACAGACUUCCCAGCACAAAAAGACUCUCCAGGGUUCUAAUUGACAGCCUCUGCCACGAUCGAGACUGACAGGGAGAAAGACAAACACAGCUCAGGGGUUGCCGCAGCCCACUGACUUCCCCUGAUGGUUCACAUUGGCGGCUCUCAGGUGCUUCUGCAUCGACUCAACCAGGGAAGGUUGACACAAGCAGGGAUUGCACUGAACAGGCCAAAGCAAUAUGAAACCAAUUUAUUUUCAACAAGAACGUGCAGUCAUUUGAUAUUUGUUACAUUCAGUGUAUUUCUUUUCACAUCUGUAUGGAUUGUGCUCCCCCCCCCCCCCACCUCACACAAUGUUUAAGAGUGAGGUUUUAUGUGAGGCAAAAUAACUAGAACUUCAUUUUAUCACAGCAGGUCAAUGUCUAAAACUGUACUGUUAAGGGUGUAGGUGUUUUAGUUUUACUCAAUGGAGCGUGUCACCACAAUAUUCUGACAUGGGGCAAAACUAGUUACUACCUGUGUGCAUCAAAGCUUUUGCCUCUUGCUGGGCAAUACAAGCUUUAAGGAACUGGAUGAAUAUUGGUCAGUGAGUGUGUGUGUCUGGGUUUUUGUGAGAAAGAAAUUGACAAUCCUAUUUGUUUUUUUUCAAAUGCAAAAUAUUUUUGCACUGCAUGUGUCCAUGUUUAAAAGCACAUCUUUCAUGUAAGGGAAUUUGAUGUCAAAAAUGAUUUCUGUAACCCAUACUAAUUUGUACCUUAAAUAGGGGGAAUAACCUUU